CCGCCCGGCCACCGGCCCGGAUUUAGAGUUUCAAGAAGCAGCCGCCACCUCCCGGGCACUCCUCUCUUCACGGCCGCAAGAUCCUCGCCUCCCAGAGCUGCCCAGCUCUCCCUCGGGGGUUCCAGAGCAAGUACGCCAAGACAACCCGGACCUCCCCUGGGCGCCAGCUCCUCGGCUCCAACCGGUCCAGAAACAAACCGGAUUUUUUUUUUCCUUCUGGAAAUUGGCUUUGGUGUACGUCGCCCUACCUCCCUCCUUCCUCCCCCUCCCAGCUCCUUUUUUUUUUUUUUUUUUUUUUUUUUGAGACAUGGCCCGGGCAGUGGCUCCUGGAAGAGGAACAAGUGUGGGAAAAGGGAGAGGAAACCGGAGCUAAAUGACAGGAUGCAGGCGACUUGAGACACAAAAAGAGACGCGUUUCUCUGGAAUCAAGGCAUUGCCUCGCUGCUUUCCUUUCCCCAGGACGGACUGAGGAUUUUACGGCUCUAGGAGGAGUUGGAGCGCUUCGGAUUGUUUAGAUUCCCCUCUUUGCUGUGUAUUUCCCCUGCACGUUCUCGUUCUCCCGCGUUUGCCUGGGGAUCCGGCGAAGGGAGGAUGGAGAGGGGGCUGCCGCUCCUCUGCGCAGCGCUUGCCCUCGCCCUCGCCCUGACCAGCGCUUUUCGCAACGAUAAAUGUGGCGGUACUAUAAAAAUUGAAAGCCCGGGCUACCUUACAUCUCCCGGUUAUCCUCAUUCUUAUCACCCGAGUGAAAAAUGUGAAUGGCUGAUUCAGGCACCGGACCAAUACCAGAGAAUUAUGAUCAACUUCAAUCCUCACUUCGAUUUGGAGGACAGAGACUGCAAGUAUGACUAUGUGGAAGUCAUUGAUGGAGAAAAUGAAAAUGGACGUCCAUGGGGAAAGUUUUGUGGAAAGAUUGCCCCUUCUCCUGUGGUGUCUUCAGGGCCGUUUCUUUUUAUCAAAUUUGUCUCUGACUAUGAGACGCACGGUGCAGGAUUCUCCAUACGUUAUGAAAUUUUCAAGAGAGGUCCUGAAUGUUCCCAGAACUACACAACAUCUAGUGGAGUGAUAAAGUCCCCUGGAUUCCCUGAAAAAUAUCCAAACGGCCUUGAAUGCACUUAUAUUAUCUUUGCACCAAAGAUGUCCGAGAUAAUCCUGGAAUUUGAAAGCUUUGACCUAGAGCCUGACUCAAAUCCUCCAGGGGGGAUGUUCUGUCGCUAUGACCGACUAGAAAUCUGGGAUGGAUUCCCUGAUGUUGGCCCUCACAUUGGGCGUUACUGUGGACAGAAAACACCAGGUCGGAUUCGUUCCUCAUCGGGCAUUCUAUCCAUGGUUUUUUAUACCGACAGUGCAAUAGCAAAAGAAGGCUUCUCAGCAAACUACAGUGUCUUGCAGAGCAGUGUCUCAGAAGAUUUCAAAUGUAUGGAAGCUCUAGGCAUGGAAUCAGGAGAGAUCCAUUCUGACCAAAUCACAGCUUCUUCCCAGUAUAGCACCAACUGGUCUGCAGAGCGCUCCCGCCUGAACUACCCUGAGAAUGGGUGGACUCCUGGGGAAGAUUCCUACAGAGAGUGGAUACAGGUAGACUUGGGGUUCCUGCGCUUUGUCACUGCUGUGGGCACACAAGGUGCCAUUUCAAAGGAAACCAAGAAGAAAUAUUACGUCAAGACCUACAGAAUAGACAUUAGCUCCAACGGGGAAGACUGGAUCACCAUAAAAGAAGGAAACAAACCUGUUAUCUUUCAGGGAAAUACCAAUCCCACCGACGUUGCUCUUGGAAUUCUGCCCAAACCACUGAUAACACGAUUUGUUCGAAUCAAACCCAUGACUUGGGAAACUGGCAUAUCUAUGAGAUUUGAAGUAUAUGGCUGCAAGAUAACAGAUUAUCCUUGCUCUGGAAUGCUGGGCAUGGUGUCUGGACUCAUCUCSGACUCCCAGAUUGCCGCAUCCAACCAAGGGGAGAGAAACUGGAUGCCUGAAAACAUCCGCCUGGUAACCAGUCGCUCUGGCUGGGCACUGCCGCCUGCACCCCACCCCUACGUCAAUGAGUGGCUCCAGGUGGACCUAGGAGAGGAGAAGAUUGUGAGGGGCAUCAUCAUUCAGGGUGGGAAGCACCGAGAGAACAAGGUGUUCAUGAGGAAGUUCAAGAUAGGGUACAGCAACAAUGGCUCCGACUGGAAAAUGAUCAUGGACGACAGCAAGCGCAAGCCCAAGUCUUUUGAGGGCAACAACAACUACGACACACCUGAGCUACGGACUUUUCCACCUCUUUCCACACGAUUCAUCAGAAUCUACCCCGAGAGAGCCACUCAUGGCGGACUAGGGCUAAGAAUGGAGCUGCUGGGCUGUGAAGUAGAAGCACCUACAGCUGGACCAACCACUCCCAAUGGGAACCCAGUGGAUGAAUGUGAUGACGACCAGGCCAACUGCCACAGCGGAACAGGUGAUGACUUCCAGCUCACAGGUGGUACCACUGUGUUGACCACAGAAAAGCCGACAGUAUUAGACAGCACGAUACAAUCAGAGUUUCCAACAUAUGGUUUUAACUGUGAGUUUGGCUGGGGCUCACACAAGACAUUCUGUCACUGGGAACAUGACAAUCACGUACAGCUCAAGUGGAGUGUCCUCACCAGCAAAACAGGACCCAUUCAGGAUCAUACAGGAGACGGCAACUUCAUCUAUUCCCAAGCUGAUGAAAAUCAGAAGGGCAAAGUGGCCCGCCUGGUGAGCCCUGUGGUCUAUUCCCAGAACUCUGCCCACUGCAUGACCUUCUGGUAUCACAUGUCUGGUUCCCACGUGGGCACCCUGCGGGUCAAACUGCGCUACCAGAAGCCAGAGGAGUAUGAUCAGCUAGUCUGGAUGGCCAUUGGACACCAAGGAGACCACUGGAAGGAAGGGCGUGUCUUGCUCCACAAGUCUCUGAAACUCUAUCAGGUGAUUUUUGAGGGCGAAAUCGGAAAAGGAAAUCUCGGCGGGAUUGCCGUGGAUGACAUUAGCAUUAAUAACCACAUUUCACAAGAGGACUGUGCAAAACCAGCAGACCCGGAUAAAAAGAACACAGAAAUUAAAAUUGAUGAAACAGGCAGCACCCCAGGAUACGAAGGCGAGGGAGAAAGCGACAAGAACAUCUCUAGGAAGCCGGGCAAUGUGCUGAAGACCUUGGAUCCCAUCCUUAUCACCAUCAUAGCUAUGAGUGCCCUGGGGGUCCUCUUGGGUGCUGUCUGUGGGGUCGUGCUGUAUUGUGCUUGUUGGCACAACGGGAUGUCAGAAAGAAACUUGUCAGCCCUGGAGAACUAUAACUUUGAACUCGUGGACGGUGUGAAGUUGAAAAAAGACAAACUGAAUACACAGAGUACAUAUUCAGAGGCAUGAAGGCGGACGGAGGUGAAAAGACAAGUUGGAGAAUCCAAGUGGAAGGACUUAACUUUGAGCGUGCUGGGGAACUGUUGAUCUGCUUUCACUGUACAGGCUGGGAAGUGCGUUGAUGACACUGAGCCAGGCUUUUCUCAGGAGCUUCAAUGAGUAUGGCCGACAGACAUGAACAAGUGAGCUGUGUUAACAAUCGGAAUCAUGUACAGUCAGCUUUCUUCUGUUGGUUUAAUUUGAAUAAUCCGAUGCUGGUGUUGAGACCAAGUAUGAUUGACUUAAUGAUUCAUUUCCACUC
Molecule: messenger RNA, 3655 nt
Organism: Urocitellus parryii (Arctic ground squirrel)
Lineage: Eukaryota; Metazoa; Chordata; Mammalia; Rodentia; Sciuridae
Gene: Nrp1
Product: neuropilin 1
Biological process (GO): axon guidance; vascular endothelial growth factor receptor signaling pathway; response to wounding
Cellular component (GO): axon; plasma membrane; focal adhesion
Molecular function (GO): vascular endothelial growth factor receptor activity; semaphorin receptor activity; vascular endothelial growth factor binding
Source: RefSeq, a predicted model, not a curated record